GAUUGUGUUUCUGUCUGAUUCCCCCAAAACCGUCAAAAGGAGGAGAAAAUCACACUUUGACGGAUACGAAAAAGGAAGGUUCUUUGCGAAAUAACACAGUGAAGUUAGCUCGAUAAUUGAGAGAAAAUGCCAUGACUAUAUAUCGUGUUGAAAGACAAUAGUGAUCCAUUUGGAAUAUUUUGGACAAUAAUGGAGGGAUAUUGGCUAAGAGUGGUUAUUAUCAACAUCAUUCUCAUUUUAUCAAUCAGAGAAAGGACACAAGCGGAAGAUCAAUUCUCCAUAAGCUGUCCUACGGACCGGAUAACCUUAAUCCCAGUCGGCGAAACGAUGGCAACGGUUUACUGGUCUGAGCCGCAGGUGACGGGCGGUAGCGGUCAGGUAACCGUCACGUCAUCCAUAUCUUCGGCGUCAUCAUUCGAGUUAGGAGACACGACGGUCAUGUAUAGCGCCGUCGAUGAGAAUGGGAACGAAGUCAAUUGCACAUUCGUUGUCACCGUCAAAGCUCCAACGAUAUAUGGUUGCCCCGAUCAAACGAUAGUCAAAGAUAACGAACCCGGCCUCGACGAUGCCGUGGUGACGUGGGUGGAACCUCGAAUCCAAGACGCUUCAUCAACUACUUCGUUGACGUCAGAUAUCAAGAGUGGUUCCCGUUUCGUCAUCGGAGAGACUACUGUGACGUAUACACUGACGGACAUCAGCACGAACGUCGAGACGUGCGAGUUCAUUGUGCAGGUUGUAGAUGUAGAACCUCCGACGUUCACAUCUUGUCCAGAUAACAUCACGUCAAGAGUACUAGCAGAAUCUGCUUGCAAUACCAGUUCUCCUCAAUGGACAGAACCAACCGCGACAGACAACGAUGGUACACCAACGAUUAGCACUUCUCACUCAACAGGCAGCGGCUUCGAUUGCGGUUCGACCGCGGUUAAUAUAACCGCCACGGACCGGUCCGGUCUUGUUGGCUAUUGCAUAUUUAACGUGAUCAUCCAAGUUGGUGCUUAUGAAAACUGCCCCAGUAACAUCACCGGGGUGAACUCGCCUGGAAUGUUCUCGGGCAUGGUAAACUGGACACGACCGACCAUCAUUGACCAAGAUCCUAGCUGGGAAGAGCAAGUCAAUCCCGAGCCUGACCACGAAUUCUUCGUGGGUACGACCAAUGUGACGUACGUAUUGCACGAUAGAUCAGGCGCUGCCGAUAUCUGCUGGUUUACCGUCACCAUAAAGGAUAUUGAGGAUCCGAUUAUAGAAUGCCCUGCCGACAUCGUAGUCUUAGCAUCAAGCAGGGAUGGGCGAGCCAACGUGAUCUGGCCAGACCCCUUCACAACAGAUAACGUUCACGUGAACGUCAGAUGGAGCAACUAUGAUAUAGGGGACGACUUCACCCUGGGCGAUACGGUGGUCAUCUACGGGGUCAACGACACAGCUGGAAAUACAGGAUUCUGUAAUUUUACUGUUACCGUCCAAGAGUUCGUGCUGACUCUAUUUACCAAGAUCGAUGGACAUAUCCUCGUCGAGAACGAUGACGUGGUCAUCAACGCUUCCAGCAUCGUCGAGUGUCUGGAUGCUUGUAUAGAUGAAGAAACGUUCAAAUGUCGAUCAGCUGAAUAUACGUUGUCGGGAGAGUGCCGUCUGAGCGCGAACAUCGCACGAACCUUCGACGACCUUGAACAUCAAGAUGACGUCACCUAUUACGAAAAAGUUGGAGAUAAUACACCGCCAACAUUCUGGCUCUGUCCUGACGACGUGAGUCGACCAGCGGAUGAAGGCUACCCUUUCACCGUCAUCUCUUGGUUUCGACCUCUAGCAAAUGACGACAGAGGGGGGCCUAUCACGAUGACAUCAUCACAUCAACCGGGAGAUGUCUUCUACAUUGGUUCGACCGAGGUUGUAUACAUUGCCCAAGACGAGUCCUUAAAUUGGGGAACGUGUUCCUUCAUCAUAACUAUCACAGACGAUCAAAUACCGACAAUCCACGGCUGUCCUGGUCAGACAUAUGGCUAUCUACAUUCUCCAGACGAGCGAUCGACCGAUGUUUCUUGGUUGGUACCACAACCACUGGACAACUCUGGCAAUGUGAACUUGACAGUUUCCCACCAACCCGGCGCCAUCUUUGACAGAGGCGAUACGACUGUCGUGUACACGGCGGUUGAUCCUUCCAGCAAUGAAGAGACUUGCUCGUUCACAGUCACAGUCUUUUUGAUACCAGAGAAAAAUAGAAUUGCAAUGGAGAUUGAAAUACCUAACCUUGUGUACUCAGAUGCCUUGGCAGAUAUAACCUCUGAACACUAUAAAAUGGUGGACGAAGCCCUGCAAAUACAGAUUCAAGAAGCCUAUGGCAAGGAUCCUAAUCUAUUAGACUCUGUUAUCACUAACAUAACAAUGUCUGAAGAUGGGGGUGUAGUAAUCCAACUCAGUCUUGGCUUCUUAAGGCCAACAUCAUCUGAUUCCAAACGAGAUGAGACAAAGAUUUUCUUCACAUCACUCAGGGAUGAAGGUUUCAUCGGUGCUGAUGUUAAGGAGAUCAGGCUCAUUAAUCAUGAUGAUAGUACAACCAUUGUGGAUGAAUGUUACUUCCUACCCUGCCCAACUGGCAUGAACUGCACUGUUGAGAACAAGAUCUGUGUCUCCUAUUGUCCAGAUAACCCAACCUAUUGCCUUCAUGACAGUUACUGUGUCAAACCUAAUGGGAACAACAUAGUGGCUUGUCUAUGCUCUGAAUUCAUCUACUACGGCACAAGAUGUGAAUUAGAAGACCAAGUUAAUGAGCCUAAAACCCUGGCAAUUGUGGUAGGAGUUGUCUGGGUUGUCAUUUUGCUUCUACUCCUUAUACUGUGUUUCCCAGUCUACAUACGCAGAUGCAAACAAAAGAAACAUCAAUAUCAUGGGAGUGACUCAGAGCUUGUCGAGCCUGAUGCCUACUAUGAAAGCGAUGGCGACGAUGACGACGAUGGUGGAAAGACAAAUCCGGCUUUUAUCAAUGAUGAAGGAGUUGAAGUCGAGGAGGAAGAGGAGGAGAAAGGUAACGAUUGGCUAGGGAUGAUAGCGGCCAUGAAAGCCAGAGCUCAGGGGGACGGAAAAUCUGAUGGAACAAAUGAAACGAUUAAUAUGACGACAGUAACCGAUCCAAUGCUAAAAAAGGAAGAUCAAGCAAUAAAACAGAAAGAGAUGUCAUCAAAUCUACUUAACAUUGAAGUAGAGACAAACAUGGAACAUGGCAAUUCACUGUUAGUCCAAGAUGAGCCUGAUCAAUGCAGCACUGUUCCCGAUGUUUGUUUUGCUGAACCAUCGAAUGGCAGUAGCGAACAGCGAUCGGUUGCAGCUACCGUGCAUAGAAACGGAGAUGGGAACUUUACAAUGCGAUCAUCACUUGGCAACAUUCAAGAGAUAGAAGAAAGUGAAGAAGGAGGUUUGGAUACCAGAACACACAAAAGGAAUUCACUUUCAAAUGUUUCAGAUAACAUUGACGGUAUCUACUGAUACAGAUUAAACCAAAAACCAAGGCCCAAAUUCGCAAUGUGGCUUUGAAUUAUUAAAAAAGGUUAGAGCACUAUUUAUUUAAAUUAAUUUACAAACACAGUGGGCUUAUUAAAGGGCAUGUGACAUUUGCUCCUGAAUUAUAUGCUCCUCUGAAAAUAAAAAGUGAGGUUAAGGGCUAUGGAAGGGUUUUUGGUUCAAAAUGAUGCAAGUACAGUACAUGUAUUACGAAUAAAGUUAGGGUAAGCGUUGAAGUCCAGGCUUAUCCGAGCUAAAUAUGUGGAUUUUCGGUAAGAGCAAUUGUCACAAAGGCACGUGUCAUGGAACUUUAGUAACAUGCGUGAAUUUGGUGCCCUUCGUAAGAAAAUGGUGCAUUCAAUAUUGGACUCCUCUGUAUGCCUUAAAUGAGCAUAAUGCAUCAAAUCGGCCUAAACCAUAGUUAUGGAUCAUGUAUUCAAAACCACCUUUGUGAAUUCGGGCCAAACAGUAUACUAAAUCUACCUCUUUGAUUAUGUUGAGGGGAUGUUCCUGAAAGAGUUGAAAUCAACACGACUAAAAAUGAAACUCGACUUAAUUUUGAACCAGUCGGUGUAAACACAACCCUUUCUGCAACUGCAAGGUGACUAGGCUAUGAUAUAUCUACAUGUCAUGAAGCAACAUGUCAUUGAUUUUACUAUCCUGGUUGGGGAGGUGGUGAUUUUUUUUUACCUGAAUGCUUUUGAGCAAGCAACCAGAGGACCAAAGGCUUAAGGUCCUCUCUGAAGGACUGGGUAAUGAGGAUAAAUGCCUUACCAAAAGGUACUAGCGCACAAAAGGGGGAAUUGAACCUGGGUCACCAGAAUCCAAAACCUUUGCUCUACCGACUGAGUCACCACACCUUGCAUCUGAUUGGCAGUGAUCAAAUUUGUGAGUGAAAAUCAAUGACAAGAUUAGCCAUCCGAUUGCAGCCAUAUAGACCAGUUCGUAUUUACACAUGGGCAAUUUUGGUCAAAUGACCCUUCAUUUCUUUCAUUGAGAUAGGCAGAUUUCAAAGCAAGAUAUUAUGUAAGAAUGCCUUACAUAGCAGGAUGAAGAAAUUGAAUAGACCAGGUGACUAGAAUACCACACAAUUCAACACUCUAUGAAGGUAUUUGUUGCAUUUCUAAUUUGAAUGCAUAUUAUAGCAUGUUAUACAAUGUACUUUUCAAACUGUGAGAUACCAGUCGUCCGUGGACGCAUUGUUGUUUUUUGUGGAUGUAAAUGAAAAACACAAUUCAAAAGAUACAUGAAUAAUCAAAAAUCAAAGUUGGUGCUUAUCUCAUUAAAUUUUAAACCACCAUGUCACUUUUGUACAAAUGACCUUUGUCUGAUCAUGCGUAGAAUCUUCCGAUCAUGCGCAGAGUGGAACUACGAACUGGCUUAUUAAAGUUGAUAAUUCUGUCAUGUACUUUACUUUAAUAUAGUUUUAAUAGUAUAUAUAUUAAUGGGGAUUGCAAUGACAUUUUUUUUCAAUUGUAAUGAAUUAACAAAUAUUUUCAAUACAGUUAUUAUCUUUUUUUAGGUUGACAUGUGAUUUGAUUACUGCAAGAAAUCAUAAGAAAUGAUAUUGCUAAGAACUGAAUUCAGAUCAAUCUAGAAUUGACUCAAGGGGCUAUUUCACUAUCAUGAUCUGAAACCCUAAUCCAACCCAAUCAUUAGAUCAGCAGAGGGGGGAUAGGAAUCGGGAGCAGCAUAAUAACAACAUUGUGAGGAAGAGGUAACAGCCGGCAUUUAUUCAAAUCAGCAUUGUCGGCUAAAAUAUUUGAACAUGUUCGAAAUUUCAUGCUGAUCUUCCCGAUCAGAAACGCCCAUUUUGAAUUAUGGGGGAAGUGGGAAAAGCGUAAACGACACAGCACAAAGUCGUAGGAUGAGUGUAAUCAGGUCUUUCCUGGCGUACUAACAGUGGCACGCUGACGUAAUUAAUCCCUCGUUCUUUUGGACAAUUUUUAUUACUACAAACCAUUUCUUAUUGACUCCCGGUAAAAUGGUUCAUUUUCCCCCGAUCUGCCAAAUCAUAGCAAAAUCGGCAUAGUGCAAAAGGGGCUUCAGGAAACAAAUAAGACGGUUGUGUUUGAUGAAAGUAAACAUUUCAGUGUUCAUAGAAUUAAAUACCCUAUACCAUAUAUUCUUAAUAAUAAAGGAUGCAUAAUGGUCAAUAUGAAGUAUAAAAGGUAUUUGGUUUAUUAAUAUUUUCAUAUCAAAAGCACUGUAAUACUUUUUUUAAAUAGUACAGUUGUAUGAUAUUCACUGGCAGGGUGCAGAGAAUCUUGAAUCAUACUCUCACUACACAUGCAGCUUUGUUAUAUUUUAUCUACUUCAAAUAAAAUAUUCAUCAGUGGAAUUCAGUAUUUUUUUGUACACUUUCCAGGUCUACAUAACUUUAUUACAAUUGCAACAUUUCUUCAAACUAAAGGUAUUUGAAGACAUGUCUAAUUGAGCGUUAAAA
Messenger RNA from Lytechinus pictus (painted urchin), 5935 nucleotides. RefSeq names its product hyalin-like. NCBI's taxonomy places the organism in Eukaryota, Metazoa, Echinodermata, Echinoidea, Temnopleuroida, Toxopneustidae. The coding region runs from base 190 to 3474 and encodes 1094 amino acids. The transcript is spliced from 16 exons. The record is from RefSeq and is a predicted model, not a curated record.